This is a messenger RNA of Erigeron canadensis, 3130 nucleotides long. Its product is annotated as receptor-like serine/threonine-protein kinase SD1-8. Gene Ontology annotation, molecular function: ATP binding; protein serine/threonine kinase activity. The record is from RefSeq and is a predicted model, not a curated record. The coding region runs from base 213 to 2849 and encodes 878 amino acids. NCBI's taxonomy places the organism in Eukaryota, Viridiplantae, Streptophyta, Magnoliopsida, Asterales, Asteraceae. The transcript is spliced from 7 exons. Gene Ontology annotation, biological process: protein phosphorylation; recognition of pollen.
AUGCUAAUAAAAUAUGUUACAAAGUCGUUUUUCUCAUAUUAAAACCAUUGGAUCAUACCAAGAUUUCAAACUCUACUAUUCUGUUGGGUAUAUAAUAAUGAUAAUAGAAGCAAAAUCAAGACCUACCCACCAAAGACCGAAGAAAUAUGAGGUCAACUACAAUCUUCAUUAUUCCUUCUUUUACCAAGAAAUUAUACCAUAUCUAAUUAUCAAUGGAAAUCAAAAUCAAAUGGCCAAAUAAAACAAACAAAAAUCUCAAAACCCCAAUUCAAUUAAUUCUAGCUCUCUCAAGCAUGAAAAACCUCAAUAUCAUCAUCAUCUUUAUACUCUCUGUAUUGAUCUUCCCAUCUUUCUCUUUAGCCAUUGAUACCGUUACAUCUUCUAAUCCACUGACCAUAAACCAAACUCUGGUGUCUAAGGGUGACGUUUUUGAGCUGGGCUUCAUCAAUCCAGCCGAUAAAGGUAACUUAUACGUAGCUAUUUGGUACAAGAAUGUCGAGCCAAGAGUAUACGUUUGGGUAGCUAACAGAGACAACCCCAUUACCUCAUCAAAUGGUACAAUAUUAACUAUAGGAGAAAACGGCAACAUAGUACUACUAUCUAAUAAUGAAACAGGAGUAACCGGUGUUUGGUCAUCCAACCAAUCUGUUUCGGGUCCAAACACCGUGGCACAACUUCUUGACGAUGGUAAUUUCGUUUUACGACCCGAGAAUAAUGAUGACCCCGAGAGUUAUAUUUGGCAAAGCUUUCAUUAUCCCACGGAUACGCUUUUGCCGGGGAUGAAACUUGGUUGGACCCGUGACGCGGGUGUGAACCGGUUUUUGCAAUCAUGGAAAUCGGAUAAUGACCCGGGUAGUGGCGCGUAUACAUUCAAGAUGAAUAUUGAUGGUUUCCCAGAGAUUUUUUUGUAUAAAGAGGGAACGGAAGUAAUGUAUAGAAGUGGACCGUGGAAUGGAAAAAGGUUUAGUGGAGUACCGGAGAUGAAAACCGUGAGUGCGAUUGAGUUCGAGUUUCAGAAUAAUUCGGAUGAGAUUACAUACCAGUUUGAGUUGAAGGAUAGGUCGGCUUUUUCAAGAUUGGUUAUGGAGUCUUCGGGUAAGCUUAAACGUUUAACGUGGCUUGAAACAUCGCGCACAUGGAGCGAAUUCUGGUACGCUCCGCGUGACAGAUGUGACGAUUAUAGAGAAUGUGGGACUUUUGGCGUUUGUGAUACAAACGCCAAUUCGGUUUGUAAAUGUAUGAAGGGAUUCCAACCAAAAGACCAAGAAGCUUGGGAUCAACGAGACGGGAAGGCCGGGUGUGUCCGGACCUCCAAGCUGGAUUGCGGGUCGGAUGGAUUUUUGGCUUUGAACAACAUGAAAUUGCCCGAGAGUAGCAGAGUGUUUGUUGAUAAGACAAUGGGUUUGAAUGAUUGUCGUGAGAUUUGUAAGAGGAACUGUUCGUGUACUGCUUAUGCUAAUAUGAAUAUUUCGGGUACUGGGUCGGGUUGUGUGAUUUGGGCUGUGGAUCUUUUGGAUAUGAGAGAGUACGCUGAAUCUGAAGGAAGUGGACAAGAUCUUUACGUUAGAGCUGCAAAAUCUGAUUCUGACCCGCCACCAGGUUCUUCUAAAAGUGGUUCAAGCAACAAUGUUGCUAAAAUCGUGGCCAUUACAGUCGGUAGUUGUGCAGCUCUAAUAAUAUUACUAAUACUCUUUUACUUCAAGAGAAAGAAAAUGCAACGCUUGAAGGGCUCCCAGAUAGAUAAAAGAGGUCCACAUGAAAGAAGCCAAGAUUUCUUGAUGUAUGAAGGAAAUAUAGCACUAAGCAAAAAAGAUUAUGCCGGUGAAACAACUCAAGAACUCGAAUUACCUUCAUUUGAUUUUACGACAUUAGCUAAAGCAACAAACUACUUCUCCGAUACAAAUAAACUCGGGCAAGGAGGAUUUGGAUGCGUUUAUAAGGGUAUUUUAACGGAAGGCAAAGUUGUAGCUGUAAAGAGGCUCUCAAGAACUUCCGGCCAAGGAAUUGAAGAACUAAGAAACGAGGUCAUAUUAAUCGCAAAACUUCAACAUAGAAACCUCGUUCGAUUACUUGGUUGUUGUAUCGAGGUGGAAGAAAAGUUGUUGGUUUAUGAGUACAUGGAAAACAAAAGUCUCAACGCGUUUCUUUUUGAUAAACAAAAAAGUGCACAACUUAAUUGGAGAAAACGAUUCAGUAUUAUAUGUGGGAUUGCUCGAGGGCUUCUUUAUCUUCAUGAAGAUUCGAGGUUUAGAAUCAUUCAUAGAGAUCUUAAAGCAAGUAAUAUUUUGCUUGAUAAAGAUAUGAACCCAAAAAUAUCUGAUUUUGGUAUGGCCCGAAUUUUUGGGGGAGAUCAAACCGAAGCAGAAACAAAGAAAGUGGUCGGAACACAUGGUUAUAUGGCACCAGAAUAUGCAAUGGAUGGUCAUUUCUCAAUAAAAUCAGACGUUUUCAGUUUCGGGGUUUUGGUUUUGGAGAUAGUGACUGGUCAAAAGAAUAGAGGCUUUUACUACGCAAGUAACCAACUUAACCUCCUCGGACAUACAUGGAGAUUAUGGAACGAAGGCAAUCCUUUAGAAUUACUCGAUGCAUCCAUAGGGGCUGAAUUUUCGACGGGUGAAGUAUUGAGAUGCAUAGAAAUAGGAUUGUUAUGUGUUCAAGAACAUGCAGAAGACAGACCAAAUAUGUCAAAAGUGAUGUUAAUGUUGAGCAGCAACACUGAAGCCAUGCCACAACCGAAGUAUCCUGGCUUCUCUCUUGGAAGGAGACAUUCGGAAGUAGGGUCAUCCAGCAAACAAGAUGAAUCCUUGACGGUGAACGAGGCCACCCUCACUAUACUAGACGGCAGGUAGCCAAAGCCAUAGGUUCGCUAUCAUCUAACACCGAUUGUACAUCAUAUUCUUAUCUUUCCUUGGAGUUAUUUUUGUCCAUCAUUGUUCACUCAACAAAGGGAAAUUUCAACAACCAGAGUGAAUGUUUAUACAUGAUUUUUGUCAUACACAUUAAUUGAAUUAUUCAAUUGUGUGCUUCUAAGCAUUUUUCAAAUUGUAGUCUUUAUAAACAGAUAAUCUUGUAUAUAUACUUUGUGUGAUUUUGAUAUUAAUACACCACCAAUUGGUAAUUUACUGUUUAA